UCUCUGACUGCAUAACAGGCAUAACACGUCAGAUGUAAAAUCGCGCAGACAGAAAAGCAACACAAGAAGAUCAGAAUCGUCGCAUAUUUUGCUCAGCUAGAAAACUCGUCGGGUGUGCAAAAUUAUGAAGGUGUUUUCAGGAGAAUUACUGUGAUCUAAGUGAUAUUUAAGUUUCGAUUGUGUAAAGCGAAGAAAUUAACCGCAAAAGGAUGUUGCUAAAUGUUUACGAACUGUCGCAGCUCAGCGACGGGCAAAGGCUCAGCACGGUGCUAUUUUUUCUAUUAAUAGAAAUGUUCAUUGAUCGUGCACAAUCGUCAACUUCACAGGCGGAAAUAGACCGACAUUUGGAAAUGGGAAGAGAUCUUUUAGCAAAACGACAGUUUUCGGAUGCAUUGACACAUUAUCAUGCUGCCGUAGAGGGUGAUCCGAACAACUAUCUAACGUACUUCAAACGCGGUACGGUCUAUCUAGCGCUGGGUAAAGCCAAAUUCGCUAUCAACGAUUUCUCCCGAGUGUUGGAGCUGAAGCCGGACUUUCUGGCAGCACGAGCCCAGCGUGGUCAAGUGUAUUUAAAAAUGGGUGACUUCGACAACGCUGAAAUUGAUCUGAUGGAAGUGCUCCGAAUGGAUCCGCACAAUCAUGAAGUAAACUUCCAAUAUGCCCGAAUCGAUCCAGCCAGAGAUCAGUGGGUGCUCUGCUUGGACGUGAUCGAGCGUGAAGACUUCACGACGGCAAUUGCUCUGCUAACACAGCUUUUGGAGAUGUGCCCAUGGUCAGUGGAAAUCCGAGAGGCGAGGGCCCAGGCCUAUAUCCGGAUAGGAGAUCGGUUGGCCGCUGUUAGUGAGUAUCGGUCUGUUAACAGGCUGUCUCAUGACGGUACCGACGGGUACUAUACAUUGUCGCAGUUGUUGUACGACCUGGGCGACUCGGCUGCGGCUUUAAAAGAAAUCCGAGAGUGUUUAAAGUUGGAUCCAGAGCAUAAAGAUUGCUUCCCAUUUUACAAAAAAAUUAAAAAGGUCGAUAAAGUUCAUGUGGACGCUCAGUCAGCUAUGAAGGAGCAACAGUACUCCGAAUGCAUUGCGCUCGCAGAAAAGUUAAUCAAUUUGGAACCAGAUGUUCCGAUGAUGAGAUACAAUGGCAAACAACUGCUCUGCGCAUGUCUAGUUAAAGAUGAACAGUACUCAGUCGCUGUGGGUCGAUGCCGGGAGGCUUUGGACAUCUACCAGGACCCGGAAGUGAUGUGCGAUCGUGCCGAAGCUCUUAUCGGAGUUGAAAUGUACGACGAUGCUAUUCAUCAGUAUCGUGAAGCGUUGGAUAUCAACGACAAUCAUCAACGAGCCAAAGAAGGCGUCGAACGUGCCCAGCGACUUCAGAAACAGGCAGAACGGCGCGAUUAUUAUAAGAUUUUAGGAGUAAAGCGAACUGCUUCCAAACAGGAAAUUGUGAAAGCCUACCGAAAGGCCGCUCAAAAGUGGCAUCCGGACAAUUUCCAUGGCGAUGAAAAAAAGAUAGCUGAAAAAAAAUUCAUCGAUGUAGCUGCAGCGAAGGAAGUCCUAACGGAUCCGGAAAAGAGGCAACAAUUUGAUUCUGGUAUGGAUCCUCUAGAUCCUGAAGCUAACAGAUUCGGCGGCGGAGGAAACCCCUUCCAUCACUUCCAACAUGGAUCCCCGUUCCAGUUCAAAUUCCACUUUACGUAGAGUACAUAGUUCGCUUUCCUUACUAUUCUCUUUCAUACUGUCCACCUGUUAAUGCCGUACAGUGCCAGCUUUAAUUUAUUUCGUCGUUUAGUAUGGUUGGAGUUACUUAGAUUUGAGGCGAAUAUCAAUGCGUUCUCUAUCACCAGCGAAAUACUAAGUGAACUACCGAGCAUGAUCGAAUUUAAGAAGCAAUUAUCUUUCUUGAAAAAAAACUGGAUACCAGUCAGAAGAAGAUGUAAGUUACGAUUAAAAUGGAAAAAUGAUGAAAUAUGCAGGAAACAUAGAUUAUGAUGAUUCGGAAUGAGAAUAAGAAGUAAAAUUUUGUGUUUCCUUUUAUUUCUCGUUUUUCCAAAGAACUGAAAAAGAUCGAAACCUUAGUAUAAAUGGUUGCUUUAUCACAUUUAAAUAUAAGACAAGAAUAUA
Molecule: messenger RNA, 2120 nt
Organism: Topomyia yanbarensis
Lineage: Eukaryota; Metazoa; Arthropoda; Insecta; Diptera; Culicidae
Product: dnaJ homolog subfamily C member 3-like
Exons: 3
Coding region: 210-1697 (495 amino acids)
Biological process (GO): protein folding in endoplasmic reticulum
Cellular component (GO): endoplasmic reticulum
Molecular function (GO): protein-folding chaperone binding; misfolded protein binding
Source: RefSeq, a predicted model, not a curated record